Molecule: messenger RNA, 1014 nt
Organism: Blepharisma stoltei
Lineage: Eukaryota; Ciliophora; Heterotrichea; Heterotrichida; Blepharismidae
Source: the annotation of a GenBank genome assembly
AUGGAAUUGGAAACAGAAGACACUCCAGCGUUCAUAUCAGAUUCCACUGAUUAUGAUAUUUUUCUGCAUCCCAUCAUUUCUUUACAAACGAAUUCAGGGAAACCAUCUCUUCUGUUACAUACUAAUGAAAUAGAAGAAAUCCCUGGUGGGUGACUUUAUAGGCAUUACACAAAUCGACAUUUAAUUCUCCUAAGGUCACUUCAUAUUGCUGGCUAUGGCCUUGAACUUGGUUGUUUUAUAGCAGGCGAAUGUCUGGUUAAAUUUGAAAUUGAAUACGAUAACUUUACGCCUUUUGCAGUUGACCCGAUCUUUGUUACAUUUUUGUGAGGUUUAAUUCUCCUGCUUGGUGCUCUUUUAAUACCUGUUUUAUUUAGAAAAACAAAUAAUGCAAUUUCGAUUAUUUCAGACCAACUAAAAUAUUAUCAUUUCCCUGUGUAUAUUUUAAUUGCGAUCUUUUUACUAUCAAAAAAUGUCUUCAAGACAAAAUUUUCUUUUAUUUUCAAUGAUUUGACUCUAAUUAUCAUCUCAGGACUCUCAUUUUAUAUAUAUUCAAGGGUAAAAUAUGAAGAUGACGGAAGAUAUGUAGUCACUUGGCUUGAAUAUUUAGGCAUUCAAGUCCAAUUUUCAGUAAUUGUAGCAUGAAUGCUUGUGGAAUUGUCUAUAAGCACAAUGCUAACCAUUUCUUCAAUAGAUGGCCAAUCUACUAAAGACUACAAAUUUGUAGGGUGGCCACAUGAAAAUUGGACUAUUUUACUUAUGUCAAUUUGCUUUACUAUUAGUGUGAUUGUCCUAAAUACUUAUAAAGAUAUAUUUUUCCCUGCAGUUUUAAGUUAUACCUUUUUAGGCAUUUAUUCUUGACAAAGGAGAAAAAUUUGCCUUGAAGACGACGAUAACUGCAGCGAAAGUGUGACAGUCACCGCGUUUGUUUUUGGUGGACUUUUACUGGUAUUUAUCAUUAUUACAAUUUUGUAUUACCCGAAGUUGAUAUUAUACAGAGUUCGAGUAAGGACAUAA